AUGUCGACGCUCGCGAGUUCCGGGACGCACGCGCGGUGUCGCCUGGUGCGGUGGACGCUCUCGGCGGCGUCGGCGGACCCGAGGCGCGGGGUCGCGGCGGUGGUCCGAAAGCCGUGGCCGUCGAGGCUCGCGAUUGGCGGAGCGGGUGAGCCCCGGACGAGGUCGCGCGCGACGCGGGGGGUCGACGACGACGGACGCGGCGGCGGCGCGGGCGCGUCGGGAGCGCCGAGCGUCCGCACCGCCGAGCCCGAGCGCCCGCGCGGCGGUGCCGACGGAGCCUCCAAGAGCCCGAAGGCGCCAUCGUCGGAGACGCCCUCGGCUCGGCCGAAGCGCCGGCGGGGCCGACCGGUGUCGCGCAAGCCCGCCAAGGCGCCCGUUCCGGGCGACGCGAUGGGUGUCGCGUCGCUCCUGUGGCAGCUCGCGAGGGAGGACGAACAGAUCCUCGGCAGGGCGCGCAUCCAGCCCCACGGCCUCGAAGCCGUGGUGCCAGCCCGGGCAGAUCCAACCUCCUCCCGCGCCUCCUCCUCCCGCGAACCCUUAAGGUCGACGGCGAGGACCAAGAUCGACCUCGACGAGCUCGCGGCACUCGUCGCGGCGGGGAGGAGCACCGCGGACAUCGCGGCACGCUUCGGCGUCACCCGCGCGGCGGUGCGAAAGGCGACGGCCCGGCUGCCGCGACGGCCGGGCGAUGAAGCCGCCGCCGGUGACUCACCGACCGGUGACUCACCGGGCGGUGACUCACCGGGCGCGAGCGACGGGAGUGACGCGGACGACGACGGAUCCCACACGAGCGUGCCCCUGUACAAACGCGCGGGGCGGCGCAAGAACGCGGCUGGGGACGAGGAACGACGCGCGAUGGCCGCGAGACACGCGGGGGUGGCCAGGACUUCCGACACCCGCAGGCGAAUAAGCGCCACGGCUCGCGAGCGGUGGAGGGCGGCGAGGGAGAAGGCCACCGCGGACAAGACCGCGGAGGUGGCCGCGGCGGUGGAUAAGCUGCGACGCGAGGCUGCGACCGCCAUGGUGAGGCUCAAACUCGACGCCGACUCGGGCGCGAACGACGGAACGAAGCCGGAAGAAUCGUCAGCCGCCUCGGAUCCGCGGGGAAGGAGGCGGGAGGUCGCGGCGACGCACUCGUCGGCGCUUCCCUCGUACAACCCCAGCGCGCCCUGGGAGUGGCUCGCGCAGGGUGCCGGUACCGCGUCCGUGGAGGACUACGCCCUCGGCGACUCACCCGCGGACAGAGCCGCCGCGUUUGCCGCGUUGUUGAACGACAAGCACGGCGGCAUCGGCAACGUUUUGGCGUCUGGAGACUUUGAGAAUUCCGUCGACGAGGGCGACUUUGAAUCCCCCGAACACGCCAACGCGUUCCCCGGCGCGUACAUUCCCGGCGUCAAGGGCAUGCCCGGCAUGUCCUUCGACGAGGACGAGGACGAGGACGACGAGGAGCUGCGCGAGACGAAGCGAAAGAUGAAGAACAAGUUGAAGGAGCUAGCGGCGCGCAGGGCGGAGGUUGUGGGCGACGGUACCCCGAAGACGGCCAAGGUGACGGUCGCCAAGUUCACCAACGAGCUCAAAGCUUUCACCCAGCUGAGAGACGACCUAAGCGACUGGUCCGAUAACUUCCUGGCCAGGAACGGGAGACGACCUACGGUGAAGGACGCCGAGAGGACCGGGAUUGAUUUCCUGAUUAAGAGUUUCAAGGAGUACGUGGAGCUCAGGGAUCGGUUGAUGUCGCAGACGCCGUACCUGCGAGGGCAGAUGGAGGACGUCGCGAAGGAGACUUUGCCCACGCCGAGGGUGACGAGGGACGGCGCGAGGCGCGGGCGCGCGGCGGGGGUCAGAGACGGUAUCGAAAAGGCGUCGGGCGUCCUCGGCGGCGCGACGGCUAGGCCAAAGCCGACGAUGAUCUUUUCGAGUCCGCCGCAGGGGGGCGGUAUCUUGGGCGCGAGCGGGUACGGGAACGGGAGGACGCUGCCGCCGGCGACUCCCCCGGAGCGUAGGAACCGCUCGCACCAGCCGAGGAACAAGUAGCGGCGAAAGAAUCGUCCGACUCGACGUGUUUGUAUUUGUACAACGAACAAAGAAAUUGGAAAGAA
Micromonas commoda is the source of this 2099-nucleotide messenger RNA. RefSeq lists its product with no specific name. The coding region runs from base 1 to 2034 and encodes 677 amino acids. The record is from RefSeq and is a predicted model, not a curated record. The transcript has a single exon. NCBI's taxonomy places the organism in Eukaryota, Viridiplantae, Chlorophyta, Mamiellophyceae, Mamiellales, Mamiellaceae.